AUGGAGCAUCGUUUACGAAACUGGAUUGAGUUGAACCGACCAGACCUUCAAGAUACCGCCGUUCACGCCCUGAAACUAGUCGAAAACCAGGACAACCUCUUCACAUACAUGUUCCUAGUGACACUUCAACCUGCCUUCAAACCUCGAGAAAAGAACAUCGACCCUCGAAAGGCAUUCGUUAUUCAUGUCCUGGAACCAGUUCGAAUGGACGAAUUCCUCCCAAAGGACCCCGGUAACCAGGUCGCUAUCAACUCGCUGAAACAGAAAGGAAAAGACCUCAGGAAACAGGGCUAUGUUGGUCUGGUCAUGAUGCAAAUCAUGGUCACUGACCCGAUACCGUUGGCCCACAUGUCCCCCUUUGGCGUUGCCGACAUCGAGACCCACAAACCGUACGAUCCAAACUGGAAGGAAAACUUUACUAAGAAAGCCAGCGCCUUUCCUGGCUUCGUCCUGCCACUCUCUCCCCAAUGCCCGCUCAAGUAG
Coprinopsis cinerea okayama7#130 is the source of this 483-nucleotide messenger RNA. RefSeq lists its product as hypothetical. Lineage: Eukaryota; Fungi; Basidiomycota; Agaricomycetes; Agaricales; Psathyrellaceae. The record is from RefSeq and is a predicted model, not a curated record. The coding region runs from base 1 to 483 and encodes 160 amino acids. The transcript is spliced from 2 exons.